CUUAUGGGGACUAACAUUUUUCAGCUUUACUUCAAUGCUACAAUUCCAUGUCCUUUGACCAUAUUUGUCUUGGCUAGCUUACUGCUUCUCCAGUUUCUCUCCAUAUUUAUAUAGUAAUACUAUUUCUUAUUUAUUAACCCAUUCAAGUUAAGCUCUAGUAGUGGUUUACAACAUUGUGUAUACAUUAAGAAUAGUACUAGAAACUAAAGCAUAUAAUAGUGUGUGUGUGUCUGUGUGUUUGUGUGAGCUGGGAUUUAUCAAGAUUCAUCAAUCUUUUUCACAUUUUCAUAGUGUGUGUGUUUUGUCACUUGGGGUUUUAUCAAGAUUCAUUUUUGGUCAAUAUCAGUUUGUGAGUGUGUGAGCUGUGAUUUCUUUUCUUCACUUUCAUAGUGUGUGUUUAGUGUGUGUGUGUGUGUGCAUUUUUGUCAACUGGGGUCUAUCAAGAUUCAAUUUUUAUCCCAUUUUCACAUAUUUUGUGUGUGUGUGUGUGUUGUCAGCUAGGAUAUAUCAAGAUUCAUUUUGUCCCCAUUUUCACUCUGUUUGUGUGUUUUGUCAGCUAGGAUAUAUCAAGAUUCAGUCUUUUUCCCAUUUGAGUUAGUGUGUUCAUUUGUGUGUGUUUUUGUCAGCUGGGGAUUAUCAAAAUUCAAUCUUUUCUCCAUUAUCAUAUUGUGUGUGUGUAUUUUGUCAGCCAGGAUAUAUCAAGAUUCAAUUUUUUCAUAUUAUCAUACUGUGUGUGUUUUGUCAGCUAGGAUAUAUCAAGAUUCAAUUUUUUCACAUUCUCAGUGUGUGUGUGUUUUGUCAACUGGAUAUAGCAAGAUUCAAUCUUUUUACUAUAUUCACAUUGUGUGCAGUGUGUGUUUUGUCAGCUCUGAUUUAUCAAGAAUCAUUUUUUCCCCCAUUUUCACUGUGUGUGUGUUUGUUUGUUUUGUCAACUAAUAGCUUUUCAAGCUUCAAUUCCCCCCCCCUAUUUUCAGUGUGUGUGUGGGUGUGUUUUGUCAACUAGGAGCUUAUCAAGAUUCAAUUUGUUUCUUCAUUUUGAUACUGUGUGCAUUUCUUUGUGUUUUUUUGUCUACUGGGGUUUAUCAAGAUUCCAUUUGUUUCUUCAUUUUGAUACUGUGUGUAUUUGUGUGUGUUUAUUGUCACCUGGGGUUUAUCAAGAUUCAAUUUGUUUCUUCAUUUUGACACUCUGUGUGUGUGUGUAAAGCUUAUCAAGAUUCAAACCCCACCCCCCACCCCACCCCAUUUUCACAGUGUGCAUUUGUGUGUGUGAAAAUGGUGAUGGAAGGGAUUCAAGAAGAUAUAGGUGAUGGGAAUAUGCAAUGUAUGAGCCACCCUUAUAAGAACAGUUCCCCAGGUGGGAUCUGUGCUUUUUGCCUUCAAGAAAAACUUGGAAAAUUAGUCUCUUCCUCUUUAUCUUCUUCCACUUUCCCCUCUUCUGAUUUUGUAGCCACUUCUUCCAAAACAAAUGACAAAAACACCACUGAUUCUACUAACUAUCAUCCUUAUGAAAACAAUAUUAGGAAAUCAAGAAUGCAUUUUUUGAAGAAGAGUAGUAAUGGUAAUGUUAAUAAUAUGGCAAGUUCUGGUUCUGGUUCUGAUUCUGGUGUUGUUUUUAAGAGAAGUAAGUCUACUACAACUCCUAGAAAUCAUUUGCAUUUCUUGGAAGCUAAUGAAAGUGAAGAUUAUGGUCCUCAUAGAAAAGGGUUCUGGUCAUUUCUUCAUUACUCAUCCUCAAAGCAUUAUUCUUCCACAGGAUCAUCGAUGAAUAGCUCUACGAGAUCAAGGGAGAAGAAGAAAGAAGAGAUUGUUGUAGUCUAUGAGAAUGCGAGUCCUAGUGAGGCUACGUUCAACAACAAAGUUGCAAGAUCAAGAUCUGUUGGUUGUGGAAGUAGGAGUUUCUCCGGUGACUUAUUCGAAAAAAUCUCCACCGGCUUUGGAGAUUGCACGUUGAGAAGAAUCGAGUCACAAAGAGAAAGCAAGCCAAGAUUUUCAUCUGUUCAUCAUAAAGAAAGAGUCAACUGCGGCGGCAUUUUAUCAUAUUUAGUUUCAUCUGAAGUUCAUAAUAUGAAUGGAAAGUCUCACCAUACUUCUAAUGGAAGGAGUAAGAAUUGGGGAUGGGCAUUAGCAAGUCCAAUGAGAGCUUUUAGCAAAACAUCAUCAAGUGGUAAAAGAGAAGAUUCAAAUUCAAAUGAUGAUAACAAGAAUGCUACACCAAACUUGAAUGCAAUUCCUUCUUUGUUGACUGUUAGCAGCUAGUGAAAUGAUUCAUUAAGUGAAAGACGCUAACGUUUUGAGAAGACUGGGAUUGGAGCUAUGAUCUAGAAAGACAGAUUGUAUCGCGCUGAGAGCGACGUUAGCUACUACUACUGAUACAAUUACAUAAAUUUGCAUCAUUCUUGUGUAGAAACUAUGUUUAUUUAUCUGGGUUUAUUAGUUAAUUUCUCUGUUCCAGCACUUUAACUGUUAGAGUUCUUUGUUAGGUCCUGUGGUAAGGUUGAUGUGGCUUUUA
Messenger RNA from Capsicum annuum, 2509 nucleotides. RefSeq lists its product as uncharacterized. Lineage: Eukaryota; Viridiplantae; Streptophyta; Magnoliopsida; Solanales; Solanaceae. The coding region runs from base 1273 to 2256 and encodes 327 amino acids. The transcript is spliced from 2 exons. The record is from RefSeq and is a predicted model, not a curated record.